GCAAUCCUCUCGUCAGAAGUAGUGAAGGCCAUGUUUGUUGCGGAGGAAAGACCAAAUGAAUUUCAGAGGAAGAAUGUGUUGAUAAAGCGAGGGAGUAAGAGACAAGCCUGUCUAGAUGAUACCAAAAAAUUAGAUAAAUUCAAGGAUAUUCCAGACAUUAGAGACGCUGUGACUGACAAUUUCUUAUGUACGGGGGGAAUGGAACCUCAGGUGGAUCCACAAACCUGCAAAGGUGACCAUGGAGGUCCUCUUAUUGUGCAAUACAAGCAACGCUACAUUCAGGUGGGUGUUAUUAGCUGGGGGACGAUCAACAGCUGUAAGGGACCCAAAAGAAAUCCAGGUCCGGUGCCGGCGCUGUCUCUGGACUUCCAUACUGACCUGUUCCACAUGUUGGAUUGGCUAAAGGAAAAGGCGUAUGAGUUGAAAUUCUUGGAAUAAAGCUUCCAGGCGAUGGCGCUGUGCUUCAGAGAGCUUUCAGAAAUGUUAUGAGCAAUCAUCUGCACAAAUACAAUAAAUGUACUACUGAAAUUAUAUGAAAUUACCUCUGACCCUAUUGACCCUCUGACUUC
Molecule: messenger RNA, 569 nt
Organism: Bufo bufo (common toad)
Lineage: Eukaryota; Metazoa; Chordata; Amphibia; Anura; Bufonidae
Product: complement factor B-like
Exons: 5
Coding region: 31-438 (135 amino acids)
Biological process (GO): complement activation; proteolysis
Cellular component (GO): extracellular region
Molecular function (GO): serine-type endopeptidase activity
Source: RefSeq, a predicted model, not a curated record